Molecule: messenger RNA, 1545 nt
Organism: Penaeus chinensis
Lineage: Eukaryota; Metazoa; Arthropoda; Malacostraca; Decapoda; Penaeidae
Exons: 4
Coding region: 50-1312 (420 amino acids)
Biological process (GO): microtubule-based movement
Cellular component (GO): dynein complex
Molecular function (GO): dynein light intermediate chain binding; minus-end-directed microtubule motor activity; dynein intermediate chain binding
Source: RefSeq, a predicted model, not a curated record
AGGAGAGGACCAGCUGGACGAGUGUGCGGAGCGGGACCUGCGAGACGUGAUGAGAAGAGAGAUCAACAAGUACAAUAGCAUUAUCCUCGGCAUCACGCGGUCCCUGGAGGCGGUGGCGCAGGCGUCCACGGGCGGAAGCGUCCCCGGUGAUGGGACCGAGGAGGUGAUAUCAGCAGUGAACCUCGGCCACACCCCCGCGUCUUGGAGAGCCCUGUGUAAACACCCAACGCCCGGGACUCUGCACGCCUUCCUUCAGGACUUCCAUGCUCGAGUGGACUUCUUUAGGACGUGGCUGAAUAAUGGAUGUCCCAAGACCUAUUGGUUAGGAGCAUUCCAGUUCCUCCCAGCGUUCCUAACCAUCAUCCUGCGCCAGGUGGGGCAAAGCACGCGCCGGCCUCUCCACCACCUAAGCUGGGGCUUCCACUUGACCGACGAGCCACCGCCGGAGAUGCCGGAGUUCAUGCCAAGCGACGCGGAGGAAGAGGACACUAAAGACGGCGGCGAACAAGUUGAUAGAGAAGAGGGCGAGAAAGAAACGGAGGAAGCUAGUGUUCCUGAAGAAGGAGGAGAUGACGAAAAGGCAACGCAAGGAGAUGGAGGAGACAAGGAAGAGGAGAAAGAGGAGGAAACCGAGACGGGAAAGACAGCUCCAGAAGAACCAGAAGAAAAGGUUUGGCCAAUAAGCACCAAGGAGUCCAGAGCCGAUUGGAAUGCACUGGGGAGCGAUGGGCUCGUCGUCCAUGGGAUGUGGCUAGUUGGAGCAGCGUGGAACGUAAACAAAAAAGAGUUGGAGGAACCGUCAUCCCAAGAGCUGAUACAGAAACUCCCAUUGCUAAGCAUGAUUCCAACACCCACUGUGCUGACCGGGUCGUAUACCAUGCGAGGGGCGCAUUCACUCUGCACCACAGCCCGCUCUCAACCCUCGCUUCAUCGGCAGUCAUCGACAACCCUAACUGAAAGUGAGGGACCUGGAGAAGCAGCAGAGGGACCUGAACCACCAGCGUCAGAUCGACCUUCCACGGAUGAUCAUCCUAAUUCGGAAGCGCAUCAAACCCGUUUCUCUGAUGAAUUUCAAAACAUCAAGGAUUCCACUUCACUCGACCUGCACUUGGGGGAGGAGACGCUACCCAGCAAUAGGAGUGACGUACUUUCGACGGCUCGGUCGAGGUACUAUGAGUGCCCUGUUUACGAGGGAGGUCCGAGCAGUAGUGCGAAUCAGAUGCCUGUGUUGAACAUUACUCUUCCUGCUGGAGCAAAAGGGGGCAACCACUGGGUGCAGAGACGUGUUGCUAUAUAUUUAAGCAGGUACUAAUUUUGUCUUGCAAAGCUUUUACAGUCAUACUGUGAGAAUAAUUUAGGGACUAUUGAUUCCUAUCUAGUGUGAUUUAUGCAGUGUAACUGACCUCCUCCAUGUUCAAACAUUACAAAGUUAGGAAGACUUUAGUUUUAACAUUGCUUCCUUACAAGUGUAACAGUGAACCUUUCAUCCAUUCAAAACUAUGAUUUCAUAAAAAUCCAUACCUUGCAAUCAAUCAUGAAAGAGUA